Molecule: messenger RNA, 6034 nt
Organism: Rhea pennata
Lineage: Eukaryota; Metazoa; Chordata; Aves; Rheiformes; Rheidae
Gene: PTPN21
Product: protein tyrosine phosphatase non-receptor type 21
Exons: 19
Coding region: 596-4153 (1185 amino acids)
Biological process (GO): protein dephosphorylation
Cellular component (GO): cytoskeleton
Molecular function (GO): protein tyrosine phosphatase activity
Source: RefSeq, a predicted model, not a curated record
UGCACACACGCAGCCACACAGAGACAUGCAAUUUGAAAAUAUUCCAGAGAACGCGUUUUGUAGUCUUGCAGUGCAGCAUCACGUGAAAGAGGCUGCCUGAAGAGCUGGCUGGCACAGGUUUAUUUUGCUGUAAUAUUUUCUUCCACCCCCAGCUCUUCACCCAGUGGAAUGAUAUCCAGAGCAAGUUUUUUGAGACAGGAAGUGAGGAAUGUUUUCACUAUGAGUGAUCUCAGAAGAAGGUGGGUUUGCCGAGAUAGCAGCUGUUUGGUACAAGAGGAGCACAAUAAGUCAGUUUGCAAGGAAUACAGAUGAGAAGGCUCCAGGAGAACAACUCUCAGCACGCUGUGGGGGUUUCUCAGCUACACGUAUGUGAAAGGAGACCCAGUGUCUUUGGAUCGCUGCAAAAGAAUUCCAGUGGAUGCCCCUUCUAUCUUGGUGGAAAACUUGCUUGUCUUUAAUGGAUACUGCUGCUGCUGGUUGAUCUUUGGAGACCCCCCCAGGUCCUUACUAUUUGAGAAGAGGCAGCUACUUAUCCUUCCUCAUCCCCCCAGUGGUGGUACCUUUUCACCACUAACCACCUCCGUGGAAAAAGGAGAUGCCUCUACCUUUUGGAUUAAAAUUGAAACGAACUCGACGUUACACGGUAUCCAGCAAGAGCUGCUUGGUGGCUCGUAUCCAGCUGCUCAACAAUGAAUUUGUGGAGUUCACACUAUCUGUGGAAAGCACGGGCCAGGAAAGUCUGGAAGCCGUGGCUCAGAGGCUUGAAUUGCGGGAGAUUACGUAUUUCAGUUUGUGGUAUUAUAAUAAGCAGAAUCAGCGCAGAUGGGUAGAUUUGGACAAGCCUCUGAAAAAGCAGCUGGACAAAUAUGCCUUGGAGCCAACUGUUUAUUUUGGGGUAGUGUUCUAUGUGCCUACUGUUUCUCAGCUUCAGCAGGAGAUUACCAGGUAUCAGUAUUAUUUGCAAUUAAAGAAAGAUAUCUUGGAGGGCAACAUUCCUUGCACCUUGGAGCAAGCAAUACAUCUGGCUGGUUUAGCUGUUCAAGCUGAUUUUGGAGACUAUGAUCAGUAUGAAUCUCAGGAGUUUCUACAAAGAUUUGCCUUGUUUCCAGUGGUGGACUGGCUACAAGAAGAAAAAAUAUUGGAAGAAGCAACACAGAAAGUUGCCUUGCUACAUCAAAAGUACAGAGGCCUUACUCCUCCUGAUGCAGAAAUGUUGUAUAUGCAAGAAGUAGAGAGAAUGGAGGGCUAUGGUGAAGAGAGCUAUCCUGCAAAGGACAGCCAAGGAAGUGAUAUAUUCAUUGGAGCAUGUCUUGAUGGUAUCUUUGUGAAACACAAAAAUGGUAGGCCUCCUGUUGUGUUUAGGUGGCAUGAUAUUGCCAACAUGUCCCAUAACAAAUCCUUUUUUGCACUAGAGCUGGCAAACAAAGAAGAGACAAUCCAGUUCCAAACUGAAGAUAUGGAAACAGCAAAAUAUGUGUGGAGGAUGUGUGUGGCUAGACACAAAUUUUACAGAUUAAAUAAAUGCAGCCUACAAACCCAGCCCGUUACAGUGAAUCCUGUUAGAAGGCGAUCUUCUUCCAGGAUGUCUUUGCCCAAGCCUCAACCUUAUAUGAUGCCUCCACCACCUCAGCUGCAUUACAAUGGUCAUUAUACAGAACCAUAUGCAUCGUCCCAAGAUAACCUCUUUGUGAGCAGUCAGAAUGGAUACUAUUGUCAUUCUCAGACUAGCUUGGACAGAGCUCCUCAUGACUACAGUGGCCGAAUCCGCAAUGGUAGUGUCUAUAGUGCACAUAGCACAAACUCUUUGAAUAAUCCACAGCAUUACUUGCAGCCGUCCCCCAUGUCUUCUAACCCAAGCAUUACUGGAAGCGAUGUCCUCAGAACUGAUUAUGUCCCAUCGCAUAGACAUAGUGCACUAAUACCACCCUCUUAUCGGCCCACACCGGACUAUGAAACUGUAAUGAGACAGCUCAACAGAGGAAUGAUACAUACAGAUAGGCAAAGCCAUUCAAUGAGAAAUCUUAACAUCAGCAAUUCGUAUGCUUACAGCAGGCCUGAUGCCUUAGUUUACAGUCAACCUGAAAUACGAGAACAUGCUCACUUCACUUCCCCACAGUCUAACCAUUAUCCGUUUAACCUAAAUUACAGUUUUCAUAGCCAACCUCCAUAUCCCUAUCCUGCUGAAAAACGUCCCGUUGUGGGGGCAGUCAGUGUGCCUGAAUUGACAAAUGUUCAGCUCCAGGCUCAGGAUUAUCCAGCACCAAAUAUAAUGAAGACCCAAGUCUAUCGACCGCCUCCCCCAUAUCCAUACCCAAGACCUGCGAAUAGUACUCCAGACCUUUCCCGCCAUCUCUACAUUAGCAGCAGCAAUCCAGAUCUUAUUACAAGACGAGUGCACCAUUCUGUUCAGACCUUUCAGGAAGAUAGCCUGCCUGUUGCACAUUCUCUUCAGGAAGUCAGUGAACCUCUAACAUCGGCACGCCAUGCCCAGCUGCAGAAAAGGAACAGUAUUGAAAUAGCAGGCUUGGCUCCCAGCUUCGAAGGUAUAAGAAUUAAAGAGAGGACCAUGUCAGCAUCUGCAGCAGAUGUAGCUCUUCCAAGGGUUAUCUCAGAAGGGUCACAGCCCAAUAUUCUGAUGGAGAGAACAAAACAAAAAGAAAAUGAGGAAGAAGGCAUGAACUGUGAGCAUAAAAAAACCCUUUCAGAUGCCACUAUGCUAAUUCACAGUAGUGAGGAAGAGGAAGAAUUUGAAGAAGAAAACAAGGCUAGUACAAGCCUGUCACCUCUCCCUGAAGAUCAAACCCAACUUUUGGCCAUUACGAGUGGUUAUUCUCAUGAUUCUGUACUGAACUACCCCUAUAGCUCUGUUGCUUCACCUGCUGGACCUUUGCAUAUUCUUGACCCUAAAUUACAUAUUACAGAGACAGAAAAGAGAAUGAAAGAUAUGAGCCCAAUUCAUUUACUGGUAGAAAGCCAGGUACAAAGAAGAGGGGAAGGACUGCUUACUCCAUCUAUGUCAGAAUCUGAUCUUACAACAUCAGGGAGAUACAGAGUCAGAAAGGAUUCGGUAAAGAAGCGACCUGUGUCUGAUCUUUUGUCUGGGAAGAAAAAUAUUGUAGAAGGCCUUCCCCCACUAGGUGGCAUGAAAAAGAAUAAAACUGAUGCAAAAAAAAUAGGGCCUCUAAAGCUAGCCGCUCUAAAUGGACUAACCUUGACUAGAAUGCCUCUGCCAGACGAGGGAAAGGAGGAAUCAACAAGAGCAACAAAUGACGAACGGUGUAAAGUUCUGGAACAACGAUUAGAACAGGGGAUGGUGUUUACUGAAUAUGAGCGUAUUCAGAAGAAGAGACUUAUAGAUGGCGAGUGCUCAAUAGCUCGACUUCCUGAAAACGCUGAAAGGAAUCGGUUCCAGGACGUCCUUCCUUAUGAUGAUACCAGAGUAGAGCUAGUUCCAACCAAAGAAAAUAACACAGGUUACAUCAAUGCAUCUCAUAUCAAGGUUUCUGUAGGUGGUAUUGAGUGGGAUUACAUUGCUACACAGGGUCCUUUGCAGAAUACAUGUCAAGAUUUCUGGCAGAUGAUCUGGGAACAAGGGAUUGCCAUCAUAGCUAUGGUCACGGCAGAAGAAGAAAGUGGCAGAGAAAAAAGCUUCAGAUAUUGGCCACGUCUUGGCUCAAGGCACAAUACUGUUACAUAUGGGAGGUUUAAGAUUACCACGCGAUUCCGUACUGACUCAGGCUGCUACGCAACUACGGGUUUGAAGAUCAAACACCUUCUCACAGGGCAGGAGAGAACAGUCUGGCAUCUGCAGUAUACCGACUGGCCAGAACAUGGCUGUCCAGAGGAUUUAAAGGGAUUUCUCUCAUAUCUGGAGGAGGUACAAUCAGUGCGACGUCAUACAAACAGCACUGCAGAUCCGAAGAACUCUAAUCCUCCUGUGCUGGUACAUUGCAGUGCAGGCGUAGGGCGAACAGGAGUGGUCAUACUGUCAGAGAUCAUGAUUGCUUGCUUGGAACACAAUGAGAUGCUGGACAUCCCACGAGUGCUGGACAUGUUGAGGCAGCAGAGAAUGAUGAUGGUGCAGACUCUUUCUCAGUACACUUUCGUCUAUGGAGUUCUCAUUCAGUUUCUUAAAAGUUCUAGGCUUAUAUAAUCCCUGCCAUUUCUUAAGGGACACCGUGAGAGUUUACAGAAGUAAAAUUACAGUUGUCCAGGUAGCCUUACCUUUACUGGUGUUUGCUUCAUAUGAUGAGUCACACAGUUACCUUUUAGGACAGGUAUGUUAAAUGCAAGUCAGUGUAACAGUCCUUGCAAAGCAGGAUCUUCGCUGGACUAAAUUCUUCCCAUUUUCAGCUGCAGCUAUAGUAGGGAAUGAUCCUACUCAUUAUAUUUUGUAGUAAUUGCACAUAUUUCUUAGAGCAGUGUUACUCUAGGCAAAAUAAAUAUCUUAUAGAAUGGAAGUGAAUGAUGCAAUUUUACUAACUUUUCCUGAAAGUACUAUGGACUUUUGAAAAAUGAAUUAAGUGUGCAGAAGCUAAAACCUGUAGAUGCACGUGGGGAGAAGAACUUGCUCCUUGAGAAUGUCAAGGUCUUAAGCAGUUUCAUUCUGCUUUCAAUUUUAUAUUUAAAACAAUACAUAUGUGUUUUUUUUUAAGAUGAGCUUUUGGUUUCCUCUGGUUUACUCAGCAGAAUUAGCAGCUCCUAGUUAUAUUAAGAUGUCACUUUCAGCAGUUAUUUUUGUAUUCAUCAUUUUUUUAAUUUUGAAAAAAAACCUGUUUUUAAGCAGCAUAAUGUUUUCAGAGGAAAUGAUUGACAAUGUUUGAACUAACUUUUCAAAAUUUGUGGAGAAAGUAGUAGGGGAAACUGUUGGUGGUUGUGGACUGCCAAAUAAUAGAAUUGGUAAGUGAAAGAUCACGUUAACUGUUGAUAAUUUCCAUUUGAGCUAGAGGCAUGUUUACUUAUUGAGUUGUAGGCAAAAAGCAGGGCAAGAAUGUUACUAUCUACAAGGUUCUUGGAAACAAAUGGAUGAGAGGAAGUACAUAUUCAGUAUUAUUCAUAUAUUUAGAGAAUGGUUUGAUUUUACUGGCUGAAAUCAAAGUGGAUGCAAAUGUUUUAAGCACUUUUUUUGCUCUGUUAUUUAUGUAGUCAAACAUAGAAACUAUAAUCACAUAUAUUGUUUCAUAUGGUAAUAACCCAUUACUAACCUGUUAUUUUAGCAAGAGUCUUUUAAGUUGAUGAAGUGAGAGAACCAAAAUUGGAGUAAGAAGGUGUAUAGUGGUGAAGCGGAAAUGAUCAUGUGAAACACAAUGGUAGAGGUGUGGCAGCUAUGAUUGCUGGUUUACACAGUGCAACGAUGACCAUUGCAAAUUCUAUAUUCACCAUCAUGAAGGCCUUUAAAGCACUGGAAGUGUCUGUAGAAUCUUUUAGGUUAUUUUGUCAGUAGUAAAACAGAUUUUGCUGAUGCUGUGCAGCAUUGUUAUGAAGGAUAUUCAUAGAAGCCGUUUGGGAAUGACUGCAGAAUGUAAAAAUAACACUGGAGGUGUGGGUAUUUUGCUAACUCUGUAGGUGGCAGAGUUGAUGGUUGUGUCAUGGACCUGAAGAUAAGUCCUACCUCUGGUAGUUUCCAUUUUGUCCAUAACUACUGUGAGUCUGGUCGAAUAAUAAGAUCCCUGAAUCCUCCUCUCUCUGCUUUUAAAAUAGAGACAUUGUGAUAUUACUUGCCUUUUCAAGUGGUUUGAGAUGCUGAGUUGUAAUUCCAUAUUCAAAAAUGAGCUAUUUGUUUGUAGAUAUCUGUUUUAAUUUCAAAAAAUCCCUCUGACAGUCAAGUCUGUGUUUAUGUAUCUACCUCCUGUGACACCCACUUAGCGAAAUGGAAUGAGAUUGAAAGUUGUUUUUAUAACUGGUAAAAUAAUGUUUUUCUGUGAGCUGUGACAAGAGUUUGGCAACUAUUAUGAAUAAUUAAAAGCCCCCUCAAAAUAAUAAUUGUCUUCUCAAAACAUUAAUUAAAAAGGCAAUAAAAAGGUUGCUUCAGUUU